This is a messenger RNA of Brassica napus (rape), 3913 nucleotides long. Its product is annotated as protein DETOXIFICATION 50-like. Gene Ontology annotation, biological process: xenobiotic detoxification by transmembrane export across the plasma membrane. Gene Ontology annotation, molecular function: antiporter activity; xenobiotic transmembrane transporter activity. The record is from RefSeq and is a predicted model, not a curated record. Gene Ontology annotation, cellular component: membrane. Bases 2218 to 3744 code for a protein of 508 amino acids. Lineage: Eukaryota; Viridiplantae; Streptophyta; Magnoliopsida; Brassicales; Brassicaceae. The transcript has a single exon.
UUUUCUUAUUUCCAAUUUGUCCUUCAAAAUGCUUGUACAUACUUUUAAUUAAAAACGCAGACUAAAUACUUUUAUCAUAGAAAAUAUGUUAGUUGUUAAUAAUUUUAGAAUACCAUAUAUUUAUUUCUUUUCUAAAACUGAUUAUUUAAUGUAAUUAUAAAUUUAAAUAUUUCAUUGAAAUUUAAAAUUUUUAUAUUAUAUUAUAAUAUAUAUAUAUAGAUAUAUUUAUUUAAAUAAAUUAUUAUUGACAUUGAGAUAAAUAUAAGUGUUGAUUAAAUACAUAAAAGUUUCUUAAACUUUCAUUAAAUAAGUUUCAAAUUUGCUUGCUUAUAAAUUUUUAUAAACUACUACAUUUAUAAUCACACAAGCAUGGUCAAGUGGUAAAACGGAUUUGAAAAUAUGCUAAACAGUCCCAAUUCAAAACCUACCAUUUCAAAUUUAUCUGCUUGUGACCACCUAGUGCGAGUAACGAUCUGCUUGAUGUUGAUAAACAAACUUCCAAAAAUUAGUUAGUUGGACUUAGGUCCGCUGGAUAUUUCCGAGUUAUAAAGAAAAAAAACUGAUAUUCUUUUAACGACUCUAAGCUUUCCAUAUUUAUUUUAUAAUUUUGAUCAUUUUAGUUAAUCUAUCUUAUUUAUCUUCUAUUUUAGAAGCCUAUUAUGUGAUCCAUUAUAUAUAGGUUUAUUUAUAGUACAAUUUUUCGUUUAACUCUAUAUAAAAAUAAAAUAUAUUAGAAAAGAAGACUAAACAAUACCAAAAACUAGAAAGCAUACGUAAAUUAUACAUAUUAUCUUAUAACAUAUAUUCCCUAAAAGUAUCCAUUAUUCAGUUCUCUUUGUCCGAUAUAUUUUCAUAGAAGAUUUAAAAUGAUAAAAAAAUACAUUACCAUAAAUUCAUGAACAGACCUAGACAUAAUUAAUUACAAAUAGACCGCAUGAGUUAUUAUUAUGUACAAAAGGUUUAAAUAAAAAGUCAAAAAAUAAUUUAUGUUCGACAGGUUAGUUUAAAUAAUUUCUUCAUGAAUCUUUAUUGAAAAAAAUAACUGAAUAGUUCUAUAAUAAAUUAAAAUUAAAAAAAAAUCUGAAUUUUAAUUUUUUUUGUCAAUUAGUUGUUAGAAAAAGUUAAGUAAAUACAAAUCUUGAAGGUAUUUUACGUUAAAAAUAUAUCUUCUAAUAAUAGUUUUAGUCCAAUAACUAAUUUUUUUGUCUAUUACGAUUACUUUGGUAAAAUUGGAUAACAUCAGUAUUCAAGAUUUGACAUGUAUAAAACUAUAAAUUUAGUUCUUAUUUAUUUACAGGAAAUGUAGUAAUAUGUUUGUUUUUUUCAAAGUACAAGUUCUCUGCUUUUGGUCGCAAAAAUAAUUUCUAUUUUUUGCCUCUAGUGUUGAAAACUAUUUUGCUGGUCAAUGUCCAACCAGCCUGAUGUAGCGGAAGUUUCUAGAAUAAAAGUAGAUCCUAAAAAUAACCAGAAACUAGAAUUUAUGAAUACUAUUCACAGUGCUUAAUCAAAAACUCUUACGGUUGAGAAUAUUCUUUUCAGUGGUUUAUAGAAACUUUUUUAGGAAAACUCCUUUUAUUAAUCAAUCAAAAUUUUAAUACGAACUUUAUCUUAAACGGCUAUAUAUAAGAAAACAAUAAAAUACUAAAACAAUAAAGAUAAUUAUCUAAAAUAAUUAAUAAAAUAAAUGAUAAGAUAUUAUCUACAUCACAGCCAAUUCCACUUUGGAUAUUAAACUAACUUGCAUCUUUUAUUGAUCAGAAUUUUCUUUGUACUGUAUCCCUCUCCCUGUGUUUCCAGCAAAAACAAAAUCUUUAUCAUGCUAAAACUUACUCACUAAAUUACAACAAGUACGAAGAACUAAACAAAGAAAAACUACGGAACUAACAAUUUAUGUGAAAAAAUGUUGUUAAUUAUUCGCAGACCCAUCUGGCAACUUCUCCUUGACUCUAAUUCAACGUGUGGGGCACACUGCGUGUAAACUUAAGACUUUGAAAAGUUAAAACAAACAUAAUAAUAUUAUAAACAUGAAUUGAUUGCAAAAACAGAGAAGGAGAAGUUUCUAUCGAAUAGGUUCUUUCACUGACCACCACCUCUCCCUAUAUAAACCCAAUGCCCCUAACCAACCAUCCUCACACCUGAAUAAAAUUUUCUCUCUUACUUUAUCUCUCUAUAUUUUCUUCUCUCUCACAGACAUUAAUAAAAUAUAGACAAAACAGAAUGUGUCAACUAAAUCGUGUCAGAAAUGAAGUUACAAUACCUUUACUCCCAAAAAUAUCUCAUCAGGAGAAACUGCAUGUACUUCCAAAUUACACUACUCCCCUUUCCCUCUUCGCAAAUGAAGCAAUCUUAAUAGCAAGAAUCUCUCUCCCACUGGUCUUCACAGGUCUCCUCCUUUACUUUCGCUCUUUCGUCUCUCUAUUUUUCCUCGGCGGCCUCGGUGACCACACACUCGCCGGCGGCUCCCUAGCCCUCGCAUUCGCCAACAUAACCGGUUACUCUUUCUUCUCCGGUUUAACCAUGGGAGUUGAAUCAAUCUGCUCCCAAGCCUUCGGCGCAAAACGUUAUAACCUCGUCAUGGCUACGAUCAAGCGAGGAAUCGCUCUCCUCCUCUUCACAUCUCUCCCAGUUUUCCUUCUCUGGAUCAACAUCGACAAGGUCUUGAAAAAGUUGAAACAGGACGAGGAGCUUGUGUCCGAAGCUCACACCUUCCUGCUUUACUCUGUCCCUGAUCUCAUCGCUCAAUCUUUCUUACACCCAUUAAGAGUUUAUCUCAGGACACAGUCAAAGACUCUUCCUCUAUCAAUCUGCACGGCGGUCGCGAGUGUUCUCCACUUGCCCAUCACGUUCCUACUCGUGUCCUAUCUCGGUUUGGGUAUUAAAGGUAUCGCCUUAAGUGGGGUUGUCUCAAACAUCAACCUUGUCGUCUUUCUCUUCAUCUAUAUCGCUUUCUUGGAAGACAAGCUAAGUAAAGAUGAGGAAGGUGAGGUUUCAGAGGAGUCGUGUGGAGAUAGUGUGAGAGAAUGGAAGAAACUUCUCGGUCUGGCCAUACCGAGUUGUGUAUCGGUUUGUCUCGAGUGGUGGUGCUAUGAGAUCAUGAUCGUGCUUUGUGGGUUACUUGUAAACCCUAAAGCAACCAUUGCUUCAAUGGGAAUUCUCAUUCAAAUAACUUCUCUUGUUUACAUUUUCCCUAACUCGUUGAGCUUUGGAGUCUCCACUCGUGUGGGAAACGAGCUGGGUUCGAACCAGCCACAGAGAGCGAGAAGAGCAGCCAUUGUUGGGCUCGGUCUCAGUAUCGCUCUAGGGUUUACGGCUUUCGCGUUCACCGUGUCAGUCAGAAACAUGUGGGCUAGGCUUUUCACUGAUGAUGAGGAAAUCAUUAAGUUAACUUUAAUGGUUCUACCAAUUGUUGGCCUUUGCGAGCUUGGAAACUGCCCUCAGACGACGGGGUGCGGCGUUCUAAGAGGGUCAGCGAGGCCGAGGAUCGGAGCCAACAUUAACAUGGCGGCGUUUUAUGUGGUUGGGAUGCCAAUGGGAAUGGUUAUGACGUUUUGGUUUGGGUUUGGAUUCAAGGGACUUUGGCUUGGAAUGCUCGCGGCGCAGAUAGUGUGUGUGAGUGGUAUGAUGGUGGCGACGUGUAGGACUAAUUGGGAGGUGGAGGCGGCAAGGGCUAGGGAGCUCACAGCGGUGGAUGGUGGAAGAGGCGGCGACGACAAAGACGUGGAGGUUGGGAAGGUUGAUUAUUAGGGAGGAAUGAGUCAAGUGAGGUCUUUGGAGUGAUAGAAAGCCUGCUUUGUUUCAUGACUUUUUUUAGGAUUAGUUGAUAAUUUUUUUUUCUUUAACUGGAAAGAUAAACAUCUGUUAUUUGCUCUGGCUACAUUCGAUUAACAUAAUACGAAAUAGAGAUUCGUAUCCA